This is a messenger RNA of Sungouiella intermedia, 1815 nucleotides long. Lineage: Eukaryota; Fungi; Ascomycota; Pichiomycetes; Serinales; Metschnikowiaceae. The record is from the annotation of a GenBank genome assembly.
AUGGGAAGAAGGGCUAAAAAUAAGCAGGGCGUUCCUCCUACAUUGGAUGAAUUCUUGGGAAACAAGGACGCCAAGGCUACAAGAAAGCCUGCUAAAAAAGACAAGAGAAAGAGGGAUGAAGAUGCUGGAUCUGCCAAAUCUAAGAAGUCCAAGCGUAAUGAAAAGCGUCAGCCUGAGGACAUCGAGGAGCACCCUGAGGGCCUCCCUGAGGUUGAUCUUGAAGAAUUGGCCAGUGCCAAAAGAUCUCUUUUUGAUGAUGACGAUGCAGAGGAUGACAACGAUGACAUUCCUGAUGACGAAUUCGAUGUUGGAGAUGAUGAGCUUGUAGACUCUGAUGAGGAAGGAAGAGAACGUCCUAUGUUCUCUGACGAUGAAGAUGAUGAGGAUGACUUGGAGAACUUGAACGCUGCCAACAUGGAGGCAUACUCCAAGGCGUUGGAUGAGGAUGAGGAGUUGGAGGCUGAAGAGGCAGAAUUGGAGUUGGUCCAAGCUCCACAGCCUAGAGCCAAGGUGUUGCCUACUGAGGAGGAAGAGGAGGCAUUGGCUGGUCAGCCAGUGGACAUUACCGCUGUGAGAACCAGAAUGAUUGAAAUUGUCAAGGUUUUGGAGAACUUCAAGGAACUUUCUGAGGAAGGUAAGUCCAGAGCUGAUUACACCACUCGGUUGUUAAGUGACAUUUGCGAAUAUUUCGGCUACUCUGAGUUCUUGGCUGAGAAGUUGUUCAACUUGUUUUCUCCAUCGGAGGCUAUGGAGUUCUUCGAGGCAAACGAAGUGGCUCGUCCAAUUACCAUCAGAACCAACACAUUGAAGACCAGAAGAAGAGACUUGGCCCAGACUUUGGUCAAUAGAGGUGUCAACUUGCAGCCAAUUGGUGCUUGGACCAAGGUUGGUUUGCAAAUUUUCGACUCGCAGGUUCCUAUUGGUGCCACUCCAGAAUACUUGGCUGGUCAGUACAUCUUGCAGGCAGCUUCGUCUUUCUUGCCAGUCAUGGCAUUAGAUCCUAAGGAGAACGAGCGUGUUUUGGACAUGGCUGCGGCUCCCGGAGGUAAGACUACUUACAUCUCUGCAUUGAUGAAGAACACUGGGUGUGUUUUCGCUAACGAUGCUAACAAAGCCAGAACUAAGUCGUUGAUUGCCAACAUCCAGCGUUUGGGAUGUAAGAACACCAUUGUGUGUCACUACGACGCUCGUGAAUUCCCUAAGGUUAUUGGAGGUUUCGACAGAGUCUUGUUGGAUGCUCCAUGUUCCGGUACUGGUGUCAUUGCAAAGGAUGAGUCAGUCAAGGUCAGCCGUACUGAAAAGGAUUUCAUUCAAAUUCCACAUUUGCAAAAGCAGUUGCUUUUAAGUGCCAUUGACUCUGUGGAUGCCAACUCUGCCACUGGAGGUGUCAUUGUCUACUCUACGUGUUCCAUCGCUGUGGACGAGAACGAGGCUGUCGUGGAUUAUGCAUUGAGAAAGAGACCUAACGUCAAACUUGUUGAAACCGGCUUGCAAAUCGGAAAAGAAGGUUUCACUUCCUAUAGAGGAAAGCACUUCAGUGACAAGCUCCUGUUGACCAGACGUUACUAUCCACACACGUAUAAUGUGGACGGUUUCUACGUCGCCAAGUUCAAGAAGAUUGCACCAUCGCCUCACGACAUCACCAAGGCUGGUGCUAAGGAGAAGGAGUCGUUGGCCAGGGCCGAGGCUGAGGAGGAAGGUAUUAUUCAUGACGACUUCGCUGAGUUCGACGAGACUGAAGAUAAGGAGCUCAUCGAGAAGUCUGUCAUUAGAAGCAAGAAGAGAAAGGGUAUCAACCCGAACGCAAAAAAGUAG